AUGGCAAAAAGGAAACAAGUUUUUCCGAUGGAAUUACAUGGUGUUGUAUGGCCAACCCAUAUCAUGGAGAGGCCAGAUUCUGAAUUCAAGGAAAAGUUGAUGCGUCUUCUCCGCAAACCAUUUAGCCAGGGAGAAUUUGAUACGCUGCUUGACAAGGCUAUGAUUCGCCCUCUGGCAACAAUGAAAAGGCAAACACGGGGUGGCGUGAAGUACUACAACUCUGAAAAUGAAAGGCAACCAUCAUAUUUUGAUGGUUACCCAGAACUUGCGAAACAAGUACGUGUAGAAAGCACCAGCAAACCCAACCAGUUAGCUCUGUUGCGUGGAUUUUUCUUCUGGAUGGAGCAAAGUACUAACAGCUACGGUGCAUCAGUGUGA
Messenger RNA from Triticum turgidum subsp. durum (durum wheat), 378 nucleotides. The record is from the annotation of a GenBank genome assembly. NCBI's taxonomy places the organism in Eukaryota, Viridiplantae, Streptophyta, Magnoliopsida, Poales, Poaceae.